Messenger RNA from Polistes dominula (European paper wasp), 2733 nucleotides. RefSeq lists its product as uncharacterized. The record is from RefSeq and is a predicted model, not a curated record. NCBI's taxonomy places the organism in Eukaryota, Metazoa, Arthropoda, Insecta, Hymenoptera, Vespidae.
AUGGACAAGCUAACUAAUUUUACUCGUGGUAUCAACACUACAACAACAUCUUCGAUAUCAGAGCAGAAUUGUGCUUCAAAUUCAUCAAGUUCAGCAUUUCUUGAUAGAUUGUUGAUUACUUCUCCAUCCUUGAAUUCUGUAAAUCAAGAUUUGAGAUGGAUCUUUCUUCUUCAUACUUAUGGAUUUGCAUGCCUUUUCUUUGUACUUGGAUUUUACACUUUUUUCUCCAUUUUAAAUUUAAGGUCCCUUAUAUCAAGCCGUCCUUUUAUGUCAACGAUUAAUUUAUUUUUAUGUUUAUUGGGCGCAUCAAGGGCUGCAUGUUUAUUUAUAGAUCCUUACAAUCUUAAAGAAAUAAUGCCAAAGAUUAUAGGAUCUACUUUGUGGGAUAUUGGAUUUCCUUGUAUUACUUCUGCGUUCUGUCUAAUACAAUUGACCUUCUUGCAAUUAACACAACUUAAGUUUGGACCAGAAAAAAUACAAAAGGAAUCAUGUCUAAGCCUUAUUAUAACAGGACAUUUUUUUUUUGUAAUUGUAAGCGACGUUGCUUUAACAUCACAUAAUUGUUAUAUGGCAAAAUAUGUGGUGCAAACAGUAUUCCUGAUAUGGAGUAUUCUUUUAUAUUUAACAUUUCUUCAUGCAGGCUAUAAAGUCAUGCAUUUACUAAGAACAAUGCCAAGUAGUAUGUUAACAAGAGACAAUUCUAAUGCUCAUCACAAAGGUAUUAUGCAACUUGCUAUGCUAGCACCAUAUAGCAAUCUUGCGACAUCAGUAGCAGCUGCUGCAUUGGUGCCUACUUUACUUGGUCCUAAAAUCAAAGAUUUAGAAAAGAAUGAAAAUGUCAACGUUGAAGGAGAUUCAGAAUAUAAUAAUAAAGGUUCUUUUAAAAUAUGUAAAAAACGAGAACAAGAUCAAAUGGAAGUGUCUCGUAAUAUUUCAUCAACCAUGCGUGAAGAAACACCUGUUCAACCAGUAUCUACUGUACCUGAAGUUUAUGUUAGGCCACCGACACCUACUCCAUCAACUGCAAAUUUGCCAAUAAUAACAGUCUCCAGUCCAAGUCGAAGAAGUUCUUUAGCUAGUAGACGUGGGAGUGAUGCAUCUCAUCAUUCAUCACGUAGAAAUUCAGAAUGUAGUGUUAAAUUUAUAAACGAAGAAGAUCUACCAAUUAAUGACUUUAAAUAUAGCACUGAAUUCAGUCCUAAACAUUCUCCUAGUAUUGAUAGAUGUCAAUCACCGGAACGAAUAACGCGACGACAUUCUGAGAAUAUUACACCAACUGGUAGUACGAAAGAAUUAAGAAGGAGUUCUGAUUUUUCUCAUGAAAAAAAUCGUAGCUCUCAGUUUGCAACUAAAUUGAGAAGAAACAGUGAUUUCGGUAACAGAACGCCAAGAAGAAUGUUACCACCAGUUGAACAGAGAUUACCAAAAGUUUUAGAUCUCAGUCCUACAGGUUCACGACGUAAUUCCGACAUUGGUACUUUUAUAUCUCCUAAACAUGAGUCACGAAGAAAUUCUGACAUAUCCUACAGACGGAAUUCUGAAUUGGCUCAAAUCAAACCAUUAGUUAUAAAUCGUCGUAAAAGCGAUAUAAGUAUUAGAACAUUGGAUAAAAGUCCUACUCAUUAUCAAUGUAUAGUUCCUCAAAAAAUAGAAAUACAGGAGAAAUCUGAAUCUGAUUCAGAUCAACCGGAUUGUAAUGAAAAAGCUGCAUUGAUGAAUGAAAAGAUGAAAAAUAAAGGGGAAGAUGCAAAAAUUCGUAAGAAGAGUUUAUCUUGGAAAACUGAUAAAAGUAAAGACGAAUCCGAAGAAAUAACAGCAGAAACUAAUUUGCUUCCUGAAAAUUCUGCAACGGAGAAUAAAAUAACGAGUACUGACUUUACAUUGCAUUCAAUACUAAAUCACAUAGCAUACGUGAAUAGAGCUAAAUCUGAUGCACCGUUGCAUAUACCAGAAGCCACUACUGCAGCCAUCAGAAGAUCUCAAAUUCGGAGAGUAUUAAAUGUCACUUAUGCUACUGCAAUUUUAGGAAUUGUAUUAUGUAUCACAGAUCUUGCUCGUGUUUUUGGACCUUAUGGACUUUUAGCAGAGACAGUAGCAUACAAUACGCAGCCAUUGUUUACUCAGUUCCCAAAGCCAUGGCCUUGGUUAUUGUAUCAAACAUUAUGUAGAGCCGUAGAGCUCAUAAUGGGCUGUGCAAUGGCAAGUAUAACAAAACAACCAUCGGUAAGCCCACGUCAUCAAUAUUUAAAUAGUUAUCCCAAUUAUAGCACACGUGUGAAACGGGGUAACAAUCUUUAUAUAUAAAGCAAUACUCAUGUCACAGUCUUCAUAUAAUUAGACUGAAGAACCAAGAUGCCAAAUUGGAUAUUUCCAUAAUCUUCUUAUAUACCAUCUAUCUAUCUAUCUAUCUAUCUAUCUUCAUUAAAACAUUUAUAGAUUAUUCUUGUAUGACCAUCUUCUACUAAAGUAUAAUAAUCUUUACUACAAAAAUAACAUUAUAAUCAGAACAAAUUGUGUGUCUCUAGACGUAUAACAGUCAAGUAACAACAACCUAUUUCUAUUCAAUUGUUUCCCCCUGUUUCAUACUUAAAUAAAUCUAAGUUAUAUUUCUAUUUUACAACAACAACAACAAUAAUAAGAAAAAUCUUCAAGAUAUAUUUUAUUUUGAUAUGACUAUAUUUUUAAUGCUAACUGGGUGUGGUGAAACUCAAAAUAAAUGAAAAGAUAAAAGAA